CGACUCCUGCACGUACGCUUGUGCAUACUCCCGUGUGUGUUUCCACCAGUGAAUGUAUGUGCUCACAGCCGUUGUGUUUGGGAGGUGGUGUAAGUCCCCUGUCGAGUCUGUGCACUCUGCUCCGUGCUCCGGUCCCGGUGGUUCAGGGAGGAGUGUUGAACCCAGCUUGUCGCCCACCACCCCAACUCGGGGCUGCGGCAGUUGCCGUCCGCCUACUCGGUGAAGAUGGCGGAGGUGCUGCCAGCGUCUCCUCGGCGCUCAGAUGUCCACCAAUCGAAGAGAGAUGAUCGACAGAGACUGGCCAAGGAAAGGCGAGAGGAGCGAGACAGAUCUUUGGCAAUGUUGUUCAGUGUUUGAGAUAUGGUUUGUGCACUUGAUCCUGUCUCCUGUGUCGUCAGCCAUGAGAGAGCAGCAAAUCCUGCAGAAGGAGAGAAAGGCUCGCCUGCUGUAUGAGAAGCAGAUGGAGGAGCGGUGGAGAAAGCUAGAGGAGCAGCGUCAACGCGAAGAGCAGCGCAGGGUGGCUGUAGAGGAGAAAAGAAGGCAGAGGUUUGAAGAAGAUAAAGAACGUCACGAAGCCCUGCUGCGCCGCACCUCUGAACGUUGCCACCAGUUCGAGUACUGGCAAAAGCGGUGGUCGUGGGGAGGAGCAGCGCCAACGGGGACAGGAGCCCAGGGACAGGACGGUGAAUCAGAAAAUGCCACACCCCUUCCUAUAGAUCUAGCAGCCAACACCUUUCCUUCAGAGCCCGUGAUCUUUGAUGCUGCUCCUUCUGCGACUGGAAGCCCUCUCAAGCUCCCUUCCAAACCUACAAGUCCAAGCAGAGACAGACAGAGUCCAGCAACCACUUCCAGCUCACCAAGAGAAGUCAAAGAGAGUCUGGCGUUGGAGAUGCAGCAGGCAGUGCAAACAACUGAGAAAACGAAGAAGGAAAAGAAGCACGCAUCCGGUGCAGGAUCCAGUACCACAUCCACGCUCAGAAGAUCUCAGUCUCCAGCGAACAUGUCCAAAAGGUCAUUGUCACCGGCAGUGAAGCACAGUUCAAAAGCUCGGACUCAGUCGCACAGCUCUUCCAAAGAGUUUCCACCAUCUCCAACCUCCAGUGGGAAGUCCUCCCCCAUGAGAAGACGUCCAUCUUCCAACAACAUUGCAGAGAGUGGGAAAAAGAGCAGAGAGAAGGGGGAAGUAGCUCGGCAGAGAUCCGAGGAGGCAGAGCAUGCUGAGGGUGGUACUCCUCCUGCAACGACUCCAGUGAAAGAGCACGAGAGGAGAAAAGCAGCUGUGGGUGAAGACACAUCCAGUACAAAGAGUAUGGCAGGAACCACUGAUCCAGAGGAAGCAGCCAAGCUUCUAGCAGAAAGACGAAGACUUGCACGACUGCAGAAGGAGAAAGAAGAGCAGGAGCGGCGAGAGCAGGAAGAAGCUGAGAGGAAAAUGAAGGAAGAGUUGAAGAGAAUAGAGACUGAAAAGAAGGCACGUUGUGAAGAAGAGGCACGCAGGCUUGCAGAAGAACGAAGACAGCAGGAGUUGGAAUGCCAAAGAAGAGCAGAGGAGGAGAGAAUGAUGAAGGAACAGCAAGAGAAAGAACUUCUGGCCAGGCUGGAGCAGCAGAGGGAAGAAGCUGAAGUCAAGGCUCGGGAGGCUGCUGAGCGACAGCGGCAAUUGCGGGAGCAGGUCAUCCUGCAGAUUGAACAGGAGAGGUUGGAGAGAAAAAAGAGAAUAGAAGAGAUCAUGAAACGAACCAGGCGAAGUGAUGCUGGAGAGACCAAGAAAGAAGAAAUUAAAGCAGUAGUUGAGCUAACUGAGAACAGUGCAAAGGAGCAACAAACCUUGACCUCCGUGGAACCAGUGGAAGUCAGCACAGCACUGCUUUGUUUAGAAAGCAAGCAGGAUGAGAUGGCACAUUCUGCUGUGACCCCACCUGAAGCUAUACCAGACCUGGAAGUGGUGCCAGCAACUGAGCAAAUGGAUGAGCAACCCAACAGUGUGGAUGAGUCUACAGAUGAGAUACAGUCAAUGGAUGUCAGAGCUUUGAACACAUGGAGCAUGGGCUUGAUCAGCCCAAGACUACUGUGUCUCUUUACGAAGAUUAAUGCAGCCUUCGUUAACCAACAGCAAUCCUUCAUGCAGCACUUCAAUCAUCUGUAUUAAAUGCUCUUUUUAAUUUAGGAAAAAAAAACAGCAUUCUAUAAAUGUUGACUCUGGUCAUAGCAGUCAGUUUAAACAUACCCUCGGGUGCUAUUCAUCCCGCAAAUAAAUUGAAAGUAAAAACUCACGAAUAUGAUUCAUUGUCAAAUAUGCCUCCUAUUAGAUGAAAUACUACCCAUAGUUUCAGAUGAUUAUGAAUAUCAUUGUUAUUUAUUGAGCUUCUGCAGACCUCUUAAUAUUCAAGCCUAUUGACUGAAUUUGCAUCAGGAGAGUGAUUUAAUUGCAGUAUGAAUGAUACUUGUUGCAAAGCAAAGAUAAGAUUAAGGUAAUUGUAAUGUGUAUUUAGAAAACUCAGGUAUUCUUCAGUGGUAACUGAAUGUUAAUUUUAGAAUGUUAACUAUGUUUUAGUCUGAUUCACUAAGCAUUUUGCAGCAUAUUUAAUGGAUUUUAUAAAUGAAUUUUCUGCACAACCACAGUCUUUUACAAAAAGAUUUGUGCAACUCUUCUCUUCAGUUGCUAACUAACAUUGUAUUUAAAUGCAGCAUUAUCACCCACAAUAUCAUAAUUGGCUCAAAAAUAAACAAGUAAUUUCUCAUUAAAUGUACAUCAUAAUGUUCUCUUUUUGUUUGAAGCUUCACUUGUAACUUGCGUUCUUUACACCUUUUGGCAGAGUAAUACCAAACACUUCAUUGACAGAAACCAGAAAAUGAUUCUGUUAGUCUAUUCGAGAUUAUUAUUGUAGACAGCACUUUCAGCCUUCUGAGUUUUGACCGACAAAGAAAUUCUCACAAAGGCUAAAUGCUUAAAGAUCUAGAUAGGAUUGGAAAGCUUCCAGGCUUGUCCCAGAAUCUUAAGAAAUUAAAGAUUAAUACCUUGGGGGUUGCUGCAAGCAAACAUUGAGAACUGUUGCAUGCACAUAAAACUAUUAAAAUUAUAUAUUCAUUUACUUGUGACUUUUCCCCAAUCAUUAGUUGCUAAAGAGAUAAUGCUUGAACUUUGACUCAGCAGGAUGGUUGGAAGUAAAUUGUCAUAUUAUGUAAACUCCUGGAGCGUCUCCAAUCAGAGUUGUCAGACCUACUGGAUCUAAAACAUCCAGCAGAACUUACUGAUUGGCUUCAAUCAGUCUAACACUAGAUUCACAAAGCCUUCACAAAUCAGUCAUCAGCUUAAACUCAGGCGAGUGCUAAAAAAAACUCCUACUGGUAUAUUGCAGCUGAGUGCUAGGUUCACACCAAAGUCAAUUAUUUAUUUUUAUUGAUCUUGAUGUUUUGCUGCGAGAACUACCUGAUGUGGAUGAUUGAUUACAGGUGAAAAACAAGGAUAGCAAAACUGAACUUUUGCAAUUUAAAAAAAGGAUUUGUAAACAUGUAGCUGACAGCCAUAUGGUAAUAGAAUUGAAAAUCAUUUGCAUACUUAAGGGUAGUGUCCUGGAUUGUGUCAGUGGGCAUAAUUACUGUGCAAGACUAGUUUGCAGCCUUGGGAAACAAGCUUGAUCACCUGCCUCACAUUUAGUCACAUUUCCAUUUGGAAAGACUGUGUUGCACAAUAUCAAACUCUGAUUAUGAUCUCUGCAAAGACUAUGAUUGCUUGUUGCCAAGAAAAGCAGUACAUUUCUUUUAGAAAAUUAAAAUGUGUAUGUGGCCAAUUUGAAUUGCUGGCUUAAAAUCUCAAAAUCAGCUGUAUAUCAGCUUCUGUUAGAUUGUAAAACGUAUUUUCUGGUGCUUAUUAACUAAAGAACUAAUGUUAUUGUGUGUGACAUUACACACAUAUAUAUGGCCUAUUGUUUAAUUGCACUAAUGGGUCCAUUCUGUCAAUGGACUGUCAACAUAAUGGUCUGCAUGCCACAUUAAUCUGCUCAAACGAUCUCAUUUGAGGAUGCCACAAUAUCUAGCACAUCCAUUGACGAUUUCUGCUUCUGUAACAACUCUGUUAAUUCAGUAUCUUUGGCCAAUAUUCAAUAAUUGUUAUGUAUCUGCUGAUGUAAUAAAUCUCAUAAUUUUGAGCAUGUAUGUGUAAAGCAUCAAUAAAUUUUUAUUGUAAA
Mobula hypostoma (lesser devil ray) is the source of this 4187-nucleotide messenger RNA. Its product is annotated as MAP7 domain-containing protein 2-like. NCBI's taxonomy places the organism in Eukaryota, Metazoa, Chordata, Chondrichthyes, Myliobatiformes, Myliobatidae. The transcript has 15 exons. The record is from RefSeq and is a predicted model, not a curated record. The coding region runs from base 263 to 2149 and encodes 628 amino acids. Gene Ontology annotation, biological process: microtubule cytoskeleton organization. Gene Ontology annotation, cellular component: microtubule cytoskeleton.